AUGUCCAAAGGGGUGGCUUCCAGUGGAGUUGGAACUGCGGCAGCACCAGAGAGUUGUGGGGCAGGGCAAGCUGAAGACCUCUCUAAGGUGACUGAUGAGGAGCUGCUGAAAUGGAGCAAAGAAGAUCUCAUUCAUAGCCUUCGUAAAGCUGAGUCAGAGAAAGUGAGUGCCAUGCUGGAUCAUAGCAACCUCAUCCGGGAGGUCAACCGACGCCUGCAGCUCCACCUGGGCGAGAUCCGGGGGCUCAAGGAUAUCAAUCAGAAAUUGCAGGAAGACAACCAGGAGCUGCGAGACCUUUGUUGCUUCUUGGAUGAUGACCGGCAGAAAGGCAAAAAAGUAUCCCGUGAAUGGCAGAGGCUUGGCAGGUAUAGCGCUAGCAUGAUGCAUAAAGAGGUUGCCUUAUAUUUGCAAAAGCUGAAGGAACUGGAAGUAAGGCAGGAAGAAGUUGUGAAGGAAAACUUGGAACUGAAGGAGCUUUGUGUCUUAUUGGAUGAAGAAAAGGGUGGUGUUGCUGGCUGCCGAAAUUCAAUUGAUAGUCAAGCCAGUCUUUGCCAAUUAAAUGCCACAAGUACAUUCAUAAGGGAUGUUGGAGAUGGGAGUAGUACCUCCAGUACCGGGAGCACUGAUAGUCCUGAUCACCAUAAGCACCAUUCAAGCUCAAGUCCUGAGCACCUCCAAAAAACAAGGAGUGAGGGAAGUCCUGAGCAUCAAAAGCACCGGAGUGCUAGUCCUGACCACCUCCACAAACCUCGUAGUUCUGGAAGUCUUGACCAUCAGAAGCAUCUAAAAGGACCAAGUCCAGAACAUCAUAAAACCCUAACCAAAGGUACUUCAGAGCAGCAGAAGCACAGUUGUAGCAGUCCAGAAACACUGCCAAAGCAUAUGUUGAGCGGGAGCCCAGAACACUUUCAAAAGCAUAGGCCUGGGAGCAGUCCAGAACAUCAAAAGCACAGCAGCAGUGGAAGCCCUGAACUUCUUCAGAAGCAUGCUCUGAGUGGAAGCUCAGAACACCUCCAGAAAGUGAGGGGCACUAGUCCUGAGCAUCUGAAACAACAGCAUUAUGGGGGAAGUCCAGAGCACCUCAAACAUUUGGGCAAUGGAAGCAGAGAAGGCACCUUAAGGAGACAAGUUGCAGAUGAUCUGUCACCCCAUCAUAGGGGCCACUACAAUGGGAUGAAUGAAUCAACCUUGUCCUAUGUUAGGCAGCUGGAAGCAAGAGUAAGACAGCUGGAGGAGGAAAAUCGCAUGCUGCCCCAGGAUCCCAUUAGGAUGCCAUCAGAGGCAGAUGGGAAUGUCUGUUCUCCGAGCCAUCCAGCUAGCUUCAAUGAACAGGCCUCCUUAUCUUCUCAGCAGCCUGAAGCGAUGGUUAAUGCCCUCAAGGUUGUGUGGAGGAAACUUGGAGAUGCUGCAGGCUCGUGUCCUGGAAUUAGACAGCACUUGUCUGGAAGCCAAUACAAAGGGCCAAUGUGAAUGGCUAUCAAAAUGAAGAAGGAUUCCAAGUAUCAGUGGACUUCACAACAACCCUUUUAGUAGUAAUGAGACAAUGCCAAACACUUUCUAGGCCACCACUGGAAAAUAGAAGUCUUUUCUUUAUAGACUUUAGUGUGAGGUAUCCAGAUCUGCAACUAAUAUACACCAUUCUGCUUUUGCCACAAGCAUUUUCAAUGUAU
Molecule: messenger RNA, 1670 nt
Organism: Protobothrops mucrosquamatus (brown spotted pit viper)
Lineage: Eukaryota; Metazoa; Chordata; Lepidosauria; Squamata; Viperidae
Gene: CCDC85A
Product: coiled-coil domain containing 85A
Exons: 5
Coding region: 1-1470 (489 amino acids)
Source: RefSeq, a predicted model, not a curated record